This is a messenger RNA of Panonychus citri (citrus red mite), 1855 nucleotides long. Its product is annotated as retinol dehydrogenase 14-like. The coding region runs from base 138 to 1145 and encodes 335 amino acids. Lineage: Eukaryota; Metazoa; Arthropoda; Arachnida; Trombidiformes; Tetranychidae. The transcript has 2 exons. The record is from RefSeq and is a predicted model, not a curated record.
UCACCACUCAAUCAGCUGUUCCCUUAACAUGUGGUUCACUUUUUGACUGAGUUGCUUUGACUUUUUCUCAUCUAAAUUAACAGUUAAUUGAAUUGUUCUUACGUCAUUUAUCUCAGUGAUUAACUAAUAUUCCAAGUAUGGGGAAUGAUAUUCUAAUAACUGUCGGUAAAAGUGUCGCUGGAUUGGCCUCCGCUCUUGUUAUCUUACGAUUUAUCAACUUGAAGGGUUGGAGACAUUUCAAUGAAUACAAUAGGCUGAAAGGUAAAACCUUUUUAAUUACUGGAGCAAAUUCAGGUAUUGGUAAGCAAUUAACUCAUCAAAUUGCAGUUGCCGGUGGUAAUGUGAUCAUGUUGUGUCGUGAUGGUGCUAAAGGUAAAUCGGUAAUCAAUGAAUUAAAGGCUCAAUCUAAAAGCGCAACAAUGGGAAGUAUAACCUUACGUCGUAUGGAUCUUAACUCAUUCGCAUCAAUUGAGGAAUCGGCUAAAGAGCUGAUUGAAAGUGUCCCAAGAAUUGAUUGUUUGAUUAACAAUGCUGCUGUUAUGAUGGCUCCAUUUUCAAUUACCGAGGACGGAUUUGAAGGUCACAUUCAAACGAAUCACUUGGGUCAUGCCUUGUUGACCACUCUGUUGUUGCCCAAAAUUGCGGCCUCAGGUUCACCCGCCGAUCCAAGUCGAGUUGUUUUUGUAUCUUCGAUAUUAUACCGACGAGGGACAAUUAGAGAUGAUUCUUUUAAAUCAGGAUCAGUAACGUUGGAAAAUUUUGAUUCAAAGGUCGCCUAUUCUGAUAGUAAAUUGGCCUCUUUACUUUAUGCAAGACAAUUAGCCCAUGAAAUUGAUCGUCUUGGUUACCCAAUCGUAGUUAAUUCUGCCUCCCCUGGAAUGGUUUACACUAAUUUAGGAAGACAUUUUAAAUUAUCUUGGUUCAAAAAAGUUCUAUUGUCACCAUUUGCCGCUCUAUUUGUCCGAACACCUUCUGAAGGAGCUUCCAUCAUUCUUCAUGCCGCUGCCUCGGAGAAAACGAUUGACUCCAAUGGUGCUUUUUACCAUUCGUACGACGAGAAACCGAUUGAAUCUAAAUUCGAUGAUCAAUUAUCAAAGAAAGUCUAUCAGAUGACAAUGGAAGCGAUAAACAAAUCCCUUGAAUAGAAUUUAAAUCAACUCGAAAUCUUUUCCAAUUAUUGAUAUUUACAAAUAUUCUUAGACUCAACUAAUAGUUCCUAUUGGAAAAUUAAUUGUAAUUCUGUGAGAAAUGAUUUUGCUUCAACUGUUAAACCCUCUCAUCAAUCAAUGGAUGACAUGGAUACAUGAUAAGUGAAAGAAUGUAUUAAUAUAUUGAUAUUAUUAUAGACGACGAAUGUUCAACUAAUUGUGAAGCUAUUUUUUCGUGGACUUUCAAUAGAUUACAAUUAGAGUACCAACACAAAAAUGACAUCUCCAUCAAUCGAGAAGAGUGUAAAAUAAAUGAAAAAUUGGUGCCAAAGGAAAAUGAACCAUCGUAAUCAAGUCAUCUUUGUCUAUGGAAAAAGAAGGAGAGAAGAAAAAAAAACUCCAAUGGAACGAGAAGAGAAACAUUUAAUUUAAUUGUUCCAAAGGAAAAUCAUGUUGAUUACUACAGGAAAUCGUUUGCCAACUCAAUGGCCCAGAAAGAUUAAAACAAUACAAGACAUGGUUAAAGUACAGGGAGACGAUGAAAAUGAUGAUAAAGCUGAAAUUUAAAGAGAUGAGGAUGAAGAUGAUGAAGAGAUAGUGAAAAAUAAUGAUUUGAAAAAUGUUAAAAAUGUUAUGAAAUUUUGUUUAAACGAAUUGAAAUGUUUGCCAGAAAAAAAGAUGCACCAUUUUGCCUUCAUCUUUUUAAA